CAAUGUUAACCAAUGUUUUAAAAAUACUACUAGCUUCAAUUGAUCUAAUUUCUUUGACUAAUUUGUUUGUUUGCUUUUAAUAAUUGUAAAUUUUACUGGAAAUUGUGAUUAAUCUGGAUUAAUCUUAAAUGCUUAUGUUGAAUUUUGACCGUAUCAACUCACUGUUUUUGCUAUUUAUCGGAUAUCUACCGAAUCUUUCUUGAUUUCAUAGUCAAAGAUUAUUUUACAGUUUAUGAACCUUAUAUUAUUGUGAAAUUGUUUCUAGAUUAUCAGUAAACUUGAUCUAUCGGUACCAUGUCAGAUAUUGAUCCAACAGAUGAUUGGGAUCCAGAAAGAUCACCAGGAAAUAUUGGUGGAGAUGAACAAUCAAUUGAAUCAGAACCCAGAUUGAAGAUUGAAAGAAUUGGAAAUCAUGUUAAUAAUAUUCUACAAAAGGAUUCAAUCAGUUGUGUAGCUGUGCAUUGGAAGUAUAUAGCAAUCGGAACCCGUCUUGGAAAGGUUCAUAUCGUCGACUUGCAGGGUAAUUGUGUCCAUGAACGCCUCUCUCAACUUUCCCUGCAUACCACGGCCGUCAAUUGUAUAAGCAUUGAAAACAAAGGAGAAUAUAUCGUUUCUUGUUCUGUCAGCAAGGCAGCAAUUUUUGGUUUAUGUUCCAAUGAUUGCAACAACGUUUUUAAUUUUGAUAGACCUGUCCAUUGUGUUGCUAUUGAUCCGAACUUUUGUCGUCCUGGUACCAAUCGACGUAUUGUCACCGGAGAUGAGCGAGUUGUUCUUCACGAGAAAACGUUUCUAUCGCGUUACAAAUCAACUUUACUCUACGAAGGCUAUGGUCAGAUCCGUUCAGUCAAGUGGCGUUGUAAUCUAAUUGCUUUUGCCAGUGAUAAUGGUAUUCGUAUCUAUGAUAUGGACGAAAGAGUGGUUAUUUGUUUUAUUGCUCGGGAAGCAGAGCCAAGUCUAAAUUCCGAAUUUCAUCAAAGUUAUCUUUGCUGGAAAAAUGAUAAUGAAUUUAUCAUAGGGUGUGCCAACUCAAUUAAAUUGUGCCAAGUUGCCCGAAGAUCUUUCCGUUCAGCUGAUGCUGAUAAACUUCCUACAAAACAAGUUAUCAUACCUUCAAUGUGCACCAUUAAAUCUUCCAUUUAUGGAAUAGCACCUUUAGAAAAUGCUAUAGUUGUUCUUACCACUACGCCAGCUAUUUCUUCUCCUGAAACUCCUUCUUCUCCUGUUACUCCGUCUUCCCAAGAAGCUCAAGAGGUUCACGAAGUCCAAGAAGUUGCUUCUUCCGAAGAACCUGAAAAAAUUAAGGUUCACCAUCCAUCACUAAUUAUAAUAGAACCUACUCAGGACGAAUGUGAUGUGAUUUCCAAUGAUGCUUUAUUUCCAAGAGGCUACAAAAGUUACAAAAGCAACGAUUAUUCUUUGGAAUAUCUCCUUGAAGAUGGAAUAUAUUUUGUUUUUUGUCCCAAAGAUCUAAUCAUUGCCAAGCCAAAAGAGGAUGAUGAACGAAUAAGUUGGCUAAUUGAUCAUCAUUUUUUCGACCAAGCUUUGAACCUUGUUAAAAAGGGUAAAAAUAUUCGCCUUCAUAGCAUACUAUCAGUUGGUAAAGCUUAUAUAUCUUAUCUUCUUAAUCAAAAGACCGAUGAAGCCUUUAAAAAAGCCGGAGAAUUGUGUCCCUCCAUUCUUGGUAAUUCAGUUGAAGCUUGGAAAGAUCAAAUUCGACAAUUUACUGAGUGCGGAAAUUUAGCAGCCCUGGCGCCUUUUUUACCAAUCGAAGAUCCAAUCACCUUAGAUGCCUAUACUUAUGAAACAGUCUUAAGAGAUUUCUUGGAAAAAGAUGCGAGUGGUUUUCUACAUUUAAUCGAAACUUGGCCUUCCUCAAAAUAUAACGUUCAAAGAAUGACCAGAGGUUUACUCCAAGCUUAUGGCAAGGAUCCUGGAAACAAAAAAUUAUCCCAAGCAUUAGCUUUAUUAUACAUUUAUGACGGUAAACACGAACAAGCAGUUUCCAUUUACCUAGAAAUUGGUGAAGGCGACAAAGUUUUUGAAUUGAUUCGAGAUUAUCAAUUGAAUCAAUUACUUCUUGAAAAGUUGGAAGAUCUCAUGGUAGUUAAUCCAAGUGGAACAUCUAAACUACUAUUGGAACAAAGAGAAACUAUUCCUGUUGAUUUUGUUGUUGAAAAGUUGAAAAAUCGACAUGACCUUUUGUGGUCUUACCUUGAUAAAGUGGUUCAACAAGAUGGUGAUCUUUGUGCAGUACAUCAUGACCUUCUCAUUUCGCUUUAUGCACAGUUCACCUCUGAUCGAUUGUUACCAUUUUUACAAAGUUCAAAUCACUUUUCUUUAGAAAAAGCACUCAAAGUUUGUGAGAAGUACAAUCUUAUUCCCGAAACAGUUUAUCUUCUCAGUCGAAUGGGAAAUUCAAAAGAAGCCUUACAUUAUAUUAUAAAUAAAAUGUCUAAUAUCAAUUAUGCUAUUGAAUUUUGUUUAAAACAUUCUGACAAUGAUCUUUGGGAAGAUUUAAUCACAUACUCUCUUGACAAACCUGAAUUUGUUGCUGUUUUACUAUCAACUGUUGGUACUCAUAUUCCUGAUCCAGUUGCCUUUAUAAGUCGAAUUCCCAAUCAAAUGGAAAUUCAAGGAUUGAAAGAUGCUCUACUCAAAAUAUUGCGUGAUUAUCGACUUCACAUUGCUGAAGAAGAAACUCGAAAGCAAGUUCUAGUCACUGAUUGUUAUAAAUUAUUGGAAAAGUUAAAUUCUCUUCAAAAGCGAGGAAUACUGAUGUCUGAUGAAAAAACUUGCAAUAGAUGCUCAACGCGUGUUCUCAAAAGAGAUCUUUCUCGUGCAUCAAACCUAAUUAUUUUCAAUUGCCAACAUAUUUUUCACGAGGAAUGUUUACCAAUAUCUGAAGAUAAAAUUUUCUGCAGUAUUUGUACAACUAAUCAAACAAUGGAUGGAAACACGUCUACUCAACCGUACAGGAAAGUUCAAUAAUAUUUUGCGACUGUGAUGUAAAUUGGCUUUUUAAAAACUAAACAAUAGAUCCUGAUUCAUUAUCAUCUUCAAUUGAUUCAAAAUCUUGUUUUUAGUUGAGAUAUAUUUUCACAGAAUUUUCGUGAUCAAGAUUAAGUCAAAUCUCCUUUUUAUAUCAACUUAUAUUCAACUGUAAUGUAACCAACAAAGAUAUUUUUGUAUCAAUCGAAUUGAAUAUUAUUCUGAACGUUUUUCUUAUUCAU
This is a messenger RNA of Tetranychus urticae (two-spotted spider mite), 3230 nucleotides long. It is a transcript of the gene lt, whose product is annotated as vacuolar protein sorting-associated protein light. NCBI's taxonomy places the organism in Eukaryota, Metazoa, Arthropoda, Arachnida, Trombidiformes, Tetranychidae. Gene Ontology annotation, molecular function: protein binding. Gene Ontology annotation, cellular component: late endosome; HOPS complex. Gene Ontology annotation, biological process: macroautophagy; endosomal vesicle fusion; vesicle-mediated transport. The record is from RefSeq and is a predicted model, not a curated record.